CUACAGAUCUGUAGACUGCAGCUGAGACUGAAAACACCAGUCUGGGCUCCUCUAAGACAUCAGGUUCCCUGGGGCUGGCUGCCUCCCUGGGCCGGACUGUGGAAAGUCAAUCAGCUGAAAGAAUUUGGGGAGCUGAGCUGCAGCAGCUGAGCCGAGAAUCACCUCUGUGCAGAAAACCCCCACUUUACUUUCCAUUCUGCUGCCUGAGACAACCACAUCCUCACACACCCGGCCCCCAUGGAGAGUUCAGAUGUGGAGCUGGACCUCCAGCGGAGCGUGCAGGCUGUGCUCCGGGAGCUCAGUGCCCAGGCCCCGGCCCUGCGGAGCAACCGAGGCAUGUGGAGAUGGUCCCUGCACAAGAAGAUAGACCGAGAUCCUGGUAAGAGUCCGGUGCUGGUCCGCAUUCUGCUCAGAGAACUGGAAAAGGCAGAGCACGAGGACGGCCGGCGGGUCAUCAUUCCCCUGCUGCACACGCUAAUGUACGUGCUCACCAAGGCCACAGGCAUCUCCGAGGAGCUCUACCAGAGGACCUACGCCUUCUGCAUGCGGCUGCUGACCCUGCCCGCCCCCUACUGCACGGUCGCCCUGGACUGCGCCAUAAAGCUGAAAACGGAGACGGCUGCCCCAGGGACGCUGUACCAGAGGCUGGUCAUUGCCGAGCAGAACUUGAGGAGUGAACUGUAUCCCUACCAGGAGAGAGUGUUCCUCUUCGUGGAUCCUGAGCUGGUGUCUCCCUCCGUGUGCAGUGCCCUGCUGCUGGAGAUCCAGGCAGCCCAGACACAGCAGACGCCCGAGGCCUGCAUGCGCCACGUGGUCGCCCACACCCUGCAGGCAGCUCUGGGUGGGGCCUGCCGAGCCGACACCCUGCAGAGGAAGCUGCAGCCGGACUCCAGUGACCCCCUCCCAGACCGGCCACCAAGCAUCCCCCUGCCCAGUCCACACAUCACGCUCCACCUGUGGACCGACGAGGAGCAGCUCUGGAAGGAACUGGUGCUCUUCCUGUACCCGAAAUCCCAAGCACACCUCAGCGCUGACUUGGAGGCCUUGGAUCUGCAGGGCCUCCUGCAGGACCGGGAGCAAGCCCGGGUGUCCGUGCUGUCCACUGACAGUGGCAUUGAGCGGGACCUUCCUUCGGGAUCCGACGAGCUGCCCAUACCCAGCAGCCCUGAGACGGAGCACGCCAGGCUGCAGCGCAAAGGGGGAAUGAAGAAGCGCGUGUGGCCCCCGGACAUCAGCAACUGGGACGGGCCCCCGGGGCUUCACCGGAGCACAGGCAGGCCCAGUGGGGAUGGAGAACUGCUACCCGGUGUCUCCCGGCUGCACACGGCCCGGGUGCUGGUGCUGGGGGACGACAGGAUGCUGGGGCGCCUGGCCCGGGCCUACCACAACCUCAGGAAACAAGAGACGAAGACAUUCUGCCUCACUCCCAGACUCAGCCUGCAGCUCUACUACAUCCCUGUGCUGACACCAGAGAAGCCCCCAUCGUCCAGGCACUUGGAGUUCGGAGAGCUGGCCGCGUUCCUGGGCCGCGCAGACCCGUGGUACGAGAGCACCGUCAACACCCUGUGCCCGGCCAUCCAGAAGCUGGCAGAGAUGCCUCCCUCCCUGGACACGUCCCAGACUGUAGACCCCUUCAUCCUGGAUGUCAUCACUUACUAUGUCCGCAUGGGCACCCAACCCAUCUAUUUCCAGAUCUACACAGUCAAGAUCUUCUUCCGAGACCUGAGCCAAGACUCUGCAGAGGACAUUUUCCUUACCGAGCUGAAGGUGAAGAUCCAAGACUCCAAACUCCCCAAAGAUGGCUUCUCGCCCAGGCGGAGAGGCGCGGCCGAGGCCCCGGGGGCCGAGCUGUCCCUGUGCUACCAGAAGGCCCUGCUCAGCCACCGGACCCGAGAGGUUACCAUUUCCCUGAGGGCCACCGGGCUGGUCCUGAAGGCCCUUCCAGCCAGUGACACUGACGUCCUUCCCGUUUCAAGGCCACCCACUCCUCCUCCCAUCACUGUUGCUCCCCUUACAGACCACACGUGCCUGAGUGUUAACGUGACGGAGGUUGUCAAGUCGUCCAACUUGGCAGGAAGGUCCUUCUCUACAGUGACAAACACCUUCCGCACGGCAAACGUCCAGAUCCAGAGCCAGGACCAGAGGCUGCUGACACUGUGGCUGGACAAGGACCAUCGGCGCACUUUCAGGGAUGUGACCAGAUUCGAGGUUGCUCCCUGCCCAGAGCCAUGUUCCGGGGCUCAGAAGUCCAAGACGCUAUGGCUCAGUUCACACCAGCAGAAGGAGAUGGAAACGACCAAAGCCAUGCCCAAGCCCCUUCUAAUGCCCAUCAACACGUUCUCCGGCAUCGUCCAAUGA
This is a messenger RNA of Miniopterus natalensis, 2358 nucleotides long. NCBI's taxonomy places the organism in Eukaryota, Metazoa, Chordata, Mammalia, Chiroptera, Miniopteridae. The record is from RefSeq and is a predicted model, not a curated record.